Messenger RNA from Colletotrichum orchidophilum, 3516 nucleotides. Its product is annotated as endoribonuclease L-PSP. Bases 1 to 3516 code for a protein of 1171 amino acids. The record is from RefSeq and is a predicted model, not a curated record. Lineage: Eukaryota; Fungi; Ascomycota; Sordariomycetes; Glomerellales; Glomerellaceae. The transcript has 6 exons.
AUGACGACCAAGACAAAGCAGCGAACCCGGGUCCCAGUCCGCACCCUCCCCUCGUGGAUCCCCACAGUCCCACCCCUCGACGGAGAGGAAAACAUCAACGCGGCAAAGGAAGCCGCGGCCUUUCUUGAGCGCUUCUCCUCCGCCGUCCUCGAGGGCGACUGGGACACCUUUGGAAAGCUCUUUGCCGAGCAGUGUUUCUGGAAGGACCACCUGACUCUCACAUUCGACAAGCGGACGAUCCACACGCGGGACGACGUCGUCGCGGCGUGGGAGGCUCUGUCAAAGACACGCCGUCCCUCGCGGUUCACUUCAGAAAAGGAUGGAGACUUGGAGAUGGACGCCGCGUGGGUGCGGCUGGGGCCCACGUUUGCGACACUCGACGUGCCGUUCAGCUUCCGGACCGAGGCGCCCAAGUCAAAGUGCAUCGGACUCGCGAAGCUCAUUCCCGGGCCAGAGGGCAAGGGUUGGCAGAUUUGCGUCCUGACCACGGCCGUGGUGGAGCUCGAGGAGAAGCCUUUUAGCCAUCUCCCGCGAACGACCCCGUCUUCCAUCGAGGCGUCCCAGCGCGGCAAACCGCACGCGCAGGGUCUUCCCCAUCUCCGAGAGGAAGGGGUCGUCCUGGACGCGGUGAUUGUGGGCGGGAGCUGCACCGGCAUCGCCAACGCGAUCCAGCUCGAUGCGGCUGGGGCCGAUGUCGUCGUGUUCGACGCCGAGGCGCAGGCCGGCGGGAACUGGUCGACGCAACGGUACGAGACCGUCACGCUGCACCACCCGGCUUUUAUGAUCCAGCUGCCGCAGUUCCCGGUGCCCGCCGAGGGGUAUCCCAACUUCCUCACGGGCUUGGAUCUCACGAGGUACUUUUCCGCGGCGGUCGAGGAGCUGCGUCUGCCGUUCUUUGCCGGGGUUGCGGUCGUGAGCAACGCGUGGAGCGAGGCGGACAAGGUCUGGACGGUCCGUGUCAAGGACGUGAAGACGGGGGAGGAGAUGGUCGUCAAGGCCAGAAACGUGCUCCUUGCCAACGGGUUCAUAUUCGACAACGAACACCCCAGGGUGCCCGAGCUCAAGGGCAGGGAGCUCUUCCACGGUCCCAUCCAGCAUACGACGGCGUACCGCAAUCCGAAGGACUACAAGGGCAAGCGCGUCGUCGUGGUCGGGUCGGGCAACUCGGCGCACGACGUUGCGGGGAACCUGGCCUCGGACCCAGAGGUCGAGAGCGUGACGCUGCUCCAGCGCAGCCCGACGGUCCUCCUCGACUUUGCGACUAUUGCGCCCAUCCUCACAAUGCGGUACCAGGGCGACGUACCCAUCGACACGGCGGAUUUCCUGCAGGAGUCCCUGCCAGUCGGGAUCAUGCGGGAUAUGGGCAAAGCGGCCAUUGGCGCCGCGGUCGCGGCGACGGAGGCGAGGAGCAAGGCGCUGGAGGGGCUCGGGUACGUAGUCGACCGGAAUCCAUGCCUGAUGACCAGGGUUUUCGAGGAUAGGGGCAAGGGGUUCUACGUCGACCAGCCGGGGACGUUUGACUUUGUGUUUGGCGGGCGGAUCAAGAUUGCCCAGGGCGAGGCUGUGGGGUUCGUGGAGGAGGGCGUCGUGGUCGUUGACAAGAAGACGGGGAAGGAGAGGGUUGUUGAAGCGGAUGGGGUGGUAUUGGCGACUGGGUAUGAGGUUAUGGACUUGCCAAAGAAGUAUAGGGAUCGUGGGUUCUUUGAUGAAGAGACGGCCGGGAAGCUGGUCAAUGUUAGUAUGUAUGGUGUGGACGAAGAGGGUGAAGUCCCUGGACUCACGACCUUUUCUGGACAUCCGAAUCUCUACUUUGCCGGCGUUGCCAUUGCUCAGAGCCGCACCAGCUCGAGACUCACGGCUGUCCAGGUUCUGGCUGAUAUCACUGGGCAGCUCCCGGAGAGAUAUCCUCGCAACUUCCUAAAAGCCUUGAUGCUGCCGAAAGUCGAGCGGACGACUAUCGCGGGGUCAAUCGAGAUACCCCGCAUCCUCAACGGCCUCUGGCAGCUCGCCGGCGGGCACGACCAAAACAUUGACGUCGCUGCCGCGGCAGAGGCGAUGGUGCCCCUAAUUCAAUCCGGCCUCGACGGCUUCGACAUGGCAGACCACUACGGCCCCGCCGAGCUGGUCAUCGGCCACCACAACCGCACCACCGCCGCCGCCUCUCAACUCCCCGUCACGGCCUUGACAAAAUGGUGCCCCGCCGAGAACGGCGACAGGUCCUUCUCGACGGCGGAGGCGGCGGUCGACCUCGCGCUCGGGAGGAUGGGGCAGACGAAGAUCGCGCUCAUGCAGUACCACGUCUGGGACUACACGGACGACACGUACCUCUGCAACCUCGCGCACCUACGCACCCUCCAACACCAGGGCAAGAUUGCGCACGUGGGGCUGACCAACGUCGACGCGGCGCACGUGGAGCUGCUGCUUCACUCGGGGUACGACAUCGCCACGAACCAGGUCUCAUGCUCCGUCGUCGAUCGCCGUCUGACGAGGGGCCGGAUGGCGGAGGUGUGCGCGCGGCACAGCGUCGGGGUGUUGGCGUACGGGACGCUGCUGGGCGGGUUCCUGACCGACAAGUGGGUUGGGACGCCGGAGCCGGCGGACGGCGGGGCGGGUUUGAAUUGGAGUUUGCGAAAGUACCUACGCUUCAUCCAGGCCGCGGGCGGCUGGGACGUCUUUCAGCGUGUUCUCGGGGCCGUCGCCGACGUUGCGGGGAGGCACGGGGUUUCUGUUGCGGCGGUGGCGAUGAGGUGGGUGCUUGAUAUCCCGGUUGUGAAGGCGGUGAUUAUCGGGGCGAGGUUGAACGGGGAGAGCGGGAGGUAUGCCGCGGACAACCUUGCGGCGUUUGGGUUCUCCCUCGACGAGGAGGACAGGGCAACGAUUGCCGCAGCACAGACGGGGUUGACGGACAUACCCGGGGACUGUGGCGACGAGUACCGGAGACCGCCGUUCCUGACGGCUUCGGGCGACUUGAGCCAUCACAUUGAGGAAAGAGAGGAGAGGUACAAGGUAGAGGCGGCCAUUGCUAGGGGUCACAGGGUCGAGUAUCGCUCGGGCAGCAAGUGGGAGCCAGUAGCCGGCUACUCGCGCGCUGUGCGGAUCGGCGACGUGAUUCGGGUGUCUGGGACGACGGCCAACCCGCCGUCUGAGCUCCGGCCCGGACUUGAGGUGGUCGGAGGGGAGUCUGCUCGAUCCCAGGCGGUUGCGGUGCUCGACACCAUCGAGGGGAGCCUGAAGCGGCUUGGAGGUGGCAUGUCGGACGUGGUCCGGACGAGGGUCAUGCUCCGGCAGGAAGGGGACGUUUUGGAGGUAUCAGAGGCACACGGAUGGGCUUUCAAGUGUCACGGGAUACGGCCGGCUAAUACCACAGUCACGGCUGGGCUGAUUGGGAAUGAGGUGCUCGUUGAGAUUGAAGUUGAGGCAGAGGUGGGCAGCGGCACGUCUAUCUUGGUGUUAGGAGGGGGUAUGUCAUACCGAGUAUGGCAUCUAGUCAACAAGAAGACGGUUCUGCCAAAAUGA